Molecule: messenger RNA, 1182 nt
Organism: Ectocarpus siliculosus
Lineage: Eukaryota; Phaeophyceae; Ectocarpales; Ectocarpaceae
Source: the annotation of a GenBank genome assembly
AUGCUGCAGGAGGAGAAGCCAGCGCCUAUCCAGCCGCCGGAUGAAGACCUGCGCACGUGUAGCCGAGACGCACGUGGUCAACGAAGCAGCCGGAAAGCGGCAGGAGUCCCCGGGGUACCUCCCGUGUUCGUAAGGCAGCUGACACUGAGUGAUUGCUUCAACCCAACAGUGACCGGCAUGCGCUGGCCUGAACGAUUGAGGGAGAUUGCCUUCGGCAAGCAAUUCGACAACAGCCUCAGCGGCGUUCAGUGGCCACGGACGCUGGUGCACGUCCGUUUCGGGUGCUCAUUCGACCAGCCGCUAGUCAGAGUGGAGUUUCCCGACGGCUUAGAGAGCCUGGCCUUCGGGUGCGGCUUCAACCAGCCCCUGGCUGGAGUGAAGCUCCCUCGCGGGCUACGGUCGCUCGGGCUCGGCGAGGCCUUUGACCAGCCGUUGGACGGGGUGGAGUUUCCCGAUGGACUGCAGACACUUGCCCUUGGUGGUGUCUUCGACCAGCCGGUGUGUGGAGUGCAGUGGCCGGUGGGUCUCGAGAGACUGGCGUUGGGCAGAGAGUUCAACCAACCCAUCAGUGAUGUAUCGUGGCCUCAGGGCCUUCGCCAGAUCGCGUUCAGCCAAGAGUUUGACCACCCGAUCGAGUCGGUGGCGUUCCCGUCCUCUGUGCAAUGGUUGGAGUUCGGGGCGAAUUUCAACCAGGAUGUUGGUGGUGUCAAGUGGCCCGCAGAUCUCGAGUACCUCAAGUUCGGCUGCAGGUUCAACAAGACCUUGGAGCACACACGGCUUCCCCGAGGACUAGCUGUCUUGAAGUUCUGCUGCCUGUGGGACCACUCUCUUGCACGGGUAGACUUGCCCGAGUCUUUGCAACUCCUGGGCCUGGGUGAUGGAUUCGAUCAGCCGCUAGACGAGGUUCGCUUUCCUCCUAGCCUCGCCUAUGUUUACCUUGGCGACAGCUUCGACCAGCCGCUGCACGAAGUGAAAUGGCCGGCCAACCUGAAGGCGCUGUACUUGGGAGAUUCGUUCGAUUACCCGCUUGAUAUCAACGAGUGGCCGGAGCCGCUGGAAUCCCUCUUCUUGGGGCAGAGCUUCUCCGAGGACCUAGACUCCAUCGAUGUGCCGGCGAGCUUGACUAUCCACGUUGUGGGCGGCUCGUCCGAAGAAUCGGAGGCCGUCGAAUGGCCUUUUUGA